UCAAAACUUAUCAAAACACUUCACACUUUGGCGCUGAGAUAAUAAUACGAAUAACCGCAGAUCUUCAAUAGCCGCAAUUUAGUUUUUUAUUGUCAAACUGCUAUCAGGCUAUAUCGCACACGGGUAAUAAUCAUUAAUGAGGGUAACUCAUCUCAGAAACCACCAACACCAAUAGAAGCAAGAUCACCGAUUAUUUCCUCUGUUGGAUGUGAACCACUGAGUCCAUUGUUUUGAACCAUAUUGCUCCUGAAUUACCUCGUCAAGAUGUUGAAGUCAGCGUCUUGUUAGAGCACCGCAGUUGCAAUUGUUCCGAGGUUUCGCUAUCAGCAUCACAAAAGCGACAAAUAACAUUUUGUACGAAACCUUUGUUUCAAGGAUGGUAUUUACUUUGAGAGUGUCCCGUUAUAAGUCCAGUAAAUGUGCUGAGAUCUUUCUUAUUACGACUCGACAAUUGUACAGUUAUUUUAAUACUCGGCCUGAUCUCGGCCAUCACUCCACAGUUUUCCCACGUCUUCAGCUUAUUCUUCAACACACUGUCAGAAAUUCCACAGAAUGAUCCUGGACCAGUGAAGGAUGAGCUUGAGCCACAUCUGGCAAGUUCAUUUCCCUCUAUACUGCAGUGGCCGAGAAUCCAGUACUUAUCUGACUUAGUUGUCGUUAAAGGCAAAUGCAUUCCCAGACAAUUGUUGAUGAGCACUUGAAAGCUUUAAGAUCUUCAAGUGCCGCUUGACUGUCUGAGAAGAUGCAGAUGUGAGCAUGUCUAUAUUUUGUUUUGAGGCUGUUUUUGUUUUUGCUGUUUUUUGUUCAUUUUUGAGGAAGUAAUAAUUGUUGUUUUUGAAGGAUUUAUCCUCAGACCAUCUGUGAUAUACCAUGAUUGUGUAAGUGUGUGUCCCACGCAAAACCCACGAUUUCGAAACCUUUUGCCUCCAAGUUCCCCAGAAGGUCCUCAACCAGUCACAGAACCCCUCCUCGUGAGCAUGCCUUUGAUCCAUUCAACUAUACUAUACAGUCAUCGAAAUGUCUUCUUCUCAUAGCCUGUGUCAAUGGCAGAUAAGAAGCAUUAUCGAAAACACUUUCGAUGUCAAGAACGCACAUAAUGCGUUUUUUUUUUGACGGAAGAGAUUCUUAAAAUUUUUAUCACAAGCGUGUGAAGCGCUGUGACUGUCGGUUUGCCUGAUUGGUAGGCGAACAGGUAUUUAGAUAAAGGACAAUUCUACCGUUCUUCGCAUAGUUUUCCUAUUUUCCAAAAUCAGCAACUGAGAAAAACACGAUCAAAGUUUUUCAUCAUAUUUGUCUUCCAGAAGCUUUAAACAUUACAAUUUAGCAAUACAACGGGUUUUGAAUAGGGUUGGGUAAAAAGAAAUGUCGUAUUUCUGAUCGAAAUUCGACGCUUUAUUAAACAUACUUAAAAUUAUCCAAUUUAAGUCAAAUAUGCGCCGUUUUGUUCGCAAACUUGUUGCCAUUUAGAAGCCAACUUCAUUAUCCCUUUCUUAUAAAACCCCCCUCCUUAUCUGCAAAAAAAAACUCAGACAGCCAGUUUUCGCAAGCCUCUUUUGAGGCCAACUUAGUACCACCAAGAGCGUUUUGCAUGGACCGGAAGAGAUGAUAAUCACUUGGAGCCAGGUCAGGACUAUACGGUGGGUGCAAUAGGACAUCCCAUUCGAGCUCCCGUAGCUUCUGGCGGGUCAUCAAAGAUAUGUGACGCCGAGCGUUGUCCUGGUGGAAAACAACACCAUUCCUAUUGAUCAUUUCUGGCCGCUUGUGGUCAAUCGCCUGCUUCGAACGGUUAAGCUGCUCACAGUAGAAAACCGAAUUGAGGGUCUGGUCAUAGUUGAGCAGCUCAUAGUGGAUGAUUCCCUUCCAAUCCCACCAAACACACAGCAAAACCAUCCUGGCCGUCAAUCCGGGUUUGGCGAUGGUUUGGGUCGGUUCACCGCGCUUCGACCACGACUUUUUCCGCUUUAGGUUGUCGUACGUGAUCCACUUUUCAUCACCAGUCACCAUCUUCUUCAAAAAUUGGACAAGUUCGUUCCGUUUCAGCAGUGCAUCGCAGGCGUUGAUUCGAUCUAAAAAAAAUUUUUUGCAUCAACUCGUGUGGCACCCAUACAUCCAGCUUUUUUUGGAAUCCAAUCUUCUGCAAAUGGUUCCAAACGGUUUUUUAUACCCAGUUCCUGGACAAUCGAGCGAAUGCUCACAUGCCGGUCUACUUGGAUGAUUUCAACGAUUUUAUCGGUUCCACGACGAUUGGCCUACCAGUACGGGGUGUAUCUUCGACAGCCACUACACCAGAGCGAAAUCGAUCAAACCAAUUUGGUCGCCCUGAAAUGUUUUUUUUAUUGUAGAAUCAUUUGACGAUAAUUUUUUGUUUGAUUCAUUCGUGUGGUCGCAGAACAAAACAUGCUCGAGAUAAGCGCAGCUGUCAUCCUUAGUGGAGGAAGUUUUGCUACUGGCAACCGAAACCAAAUCACAUACAAAAUUCCAGAACGACAUUUACUUUGUUGGUGAUUAAAUAAUCGAAAUAAACUCUAUCUGCACGCGAACCCAAAUAAAUUAAUGACUUUGUAUAACUUAUUGAAUAACUUGGUAUUCUCCAAAUAAUUUUUUGGUGCACAACCUUAACACCAGCUUCACCAUAGUGUCAGUUCAAUGCAUUGAUGCAACGUCAAAGACACAAAAAAAUAAUGUUAACUGCUUGGAAAAAGACUGAAUAUUUGCCUCAGCAGAGAUUUAUUACUAAUACUCUAGCGUAAAUAAUUCCCUCCCGCUAUCUCCCCCCCCUUCUUUAUAUUUAUCAUUACAAAUGAGGUUUCAGCGUUGCGAAGAUGCACUAUUUUUACGUAUGAGUUAUGAAGCACGCACGUUCGCACACAAAUAUCCAUAUAUCGAUGGCUUGAACUAAAUAUACACACACUUAUCUCUGUUUUGCGCUCUACUCAACAGAAGCCCUUUCUGUUAAUAUUGCCAGUCUAAAUUAGCUUAGCUCUCAUCCUUCGUGGAAAGAGUUUUCCUACCGUCAUGCGAAACCAAAUCACUCAUUUAUUUUCUUGGUGAGCUGACGAUAGCCUAGCUUGAUGAUUCCCCACACAAUUGUGUAGCUCAGAACAUUAAUGUAAUGGCGUCAGUUUGAUGCAAUGAUUGCAAUACCAGAGACAUCAGCGAGUGAGUAAUUUGGUCGCAUCCACAGCUCAAUCCGAAACGAAGACAUGUGAUGUCGCAAAACAAGGAAGAACAAGCGGUAUUCAUUGUUCCGUAACGAUACUGAAAGUUUGCCUUUCCUUGUUGAAUAAAAUAGACUUUAAACUUAUUCAGUUCAUUCGUCUCUAGCCUUAAAAAAACUUGUAAAACUCUACUCUUCCCUCAUAUUACUUCUUCACUCCCAUUGCCUUGAGAAAACCAUUCGACUUCUCGCUGUCCAGCUCGCCCAGCAACGGUGUUGUGCAGUCGGUGUCCUCACGAAGAAUGAAGUUUACCUCAGCAAGAUGCACUGUUCAUACCUUUCGUUCUUCUUCUUUUCCUUCGUUCACGGAGAGAUUACAUCUUACGAUUUCCCCUUAGUUGCUCGUCGAUAAGUGGCUCGUUAUUGAAAGCUCUGUUCGGGAAAGCACACAAAUGGAUAGAACAAAUGUAUAAGAAAGACGUAACAUAGGACAAUGGACAAUGGACAACGGACUAUGAUGGACAAUGAUGAUAAACUAAUUGGUCUGAAUGAAUGAUUUAAUUAGAGAUGGAAUCAGCUUUGAUUCUCAUUUUUGAAUCAGGGCUGGGAAACUCCCAUCUGCACCUGCGGACAUCUUUGGUUGAAAGGAUCUCUCUGUGUUUCUACUGUGACCCUCGUGGAAACGAAGAAACGUCUAGUACGUCUGAGGGAGAUUUUGUGAACGAGCCGUCAUCCUUUUUAAUAAAACCUAGUCCGAUGGAGUGGUCUUUUGCAAGUGUUUUACUGAGUCUUACGACGAUUGGGAUCCUUUUAAUGCUUUCGCAGUUACCCAUGAUUUUCGUUUGGAUCGUUUUAAUUAUCUGCUGUAUUCGGUCAGGGCGCUCCAAUGUUGUUUGGAGAGAGAAAUUUCAAUAGACAUUCACCUCGACUUCCUCACACACUUUGUUGUGAGCGUUAGCACCACAGUUCGAGUACAGCAGGAUUAGAACUUUGUUUCUCGUCUAGUACAACAUUCAUUUUUUGAUGACUUUUUGAUACAGUCAACGUUGGUAGACCGCUACCUAACAUUUGAACAAUUAGUCGCCCAAUAUUCCCUAAAAGUUUGUCCACUCCUGCUAUAGAGGCUAACAUGCACAAUGAGAAUGAUUUGCUACUCCCAAGCGUCAUUCCGUGUGUUCUUUGUGAUAUUUGCUGCACAGUGCACAGUCUACCCAAGCUCAAGCCCAUUUUUUUUCUUUUCCAAACCUUUUUACUUGAAAAAAAUAAAUCUAAGGUCCCAAAUGUUGCUGAGAAAUAUACUUUAAAAUGUGUUUAGAUUCCAUUAUUAGCGAAUUUAGCAAAUAUUAUGCACACAGUUUUUUGAAACUAAAUAUAAACGAAAUAUAUUGCUUUUUAGACAAUUCAUAGUUAUUGAAUAUUUGAUCGAAUAUAUUAUUAUAUCUUGUUUAGACAGAGUACCAGAGAGUAAAAAAGGGUCAUUACUAAACUUUUCAUGAUCAAUUUCAAAUCCAACCGUGCUCUUUCAUUGACUGUACGAACUCUUUUCAAAAUCGCGCUAACCUAUUUGUCAUUGGAACAUAUUCUUUUCGAAAAUCAAGAAUUAUACUCGAAAAAACAUACUAAUCGAUUAGUUUUGAUUAGUAAAAUAAUGUUUCAAGCCACACAACCGGUUUGUUUUUUUUUUUUUUGUAUAGGUUGAGCGGAGGAAAUUCUACAGUUUAAAAUCCACAUCGACUGCAUACUGGAUAAAUGAUAUGAAUUCAUCAGCAAAUUGUUCAGUCAUAGUGAACCAAGCACACAUAGUCAAUCGUGAAACCCUCUUGACUGACCAUCUCGAAAUCAUAAUUAUGUUACUUAGUCUGGUCUGAAUGAAUACCGACCACUUGAGGCAUUCAGAGCAUAGGUCAACUAAGAUUUGUUUCAUACAUUUAAUGUGGUUCAGUUCAAAAAUUAUGAGAAAAUUGAAAUAAUGUAUCGGUUUUAUAACCAUGAACGGUGACGAAAUAACCAACCGGUAUGUUGUGAAACUCGAAUAGUCUUUUGCCCUCUGGCCCCUGGUUGGGUAAUAUUUCGGUUACGCUUGUUUGAGCACAUUAGAAUUUGCGCAGCUAUAGCUAAGUCGUACAUAUAAGUUGCUCUUCAGACUGUCAGUUCGACUGGUGAGUUUUUUUUCAGAAACAGGAAAAUGUCAUACAUUUGGAUGAAUAUAAUUAGGCUCGCGAUGAUUCUUGGUGGGACCUAUAUGGUUAUUAAAAGGAACGCUUACGGUCGAAGAAGUGUACAAAGAUCGCGACCAAUUCGCCGCGUUGGUUCGCGAAGUGGCGGCACCUGAUGUCGGCCGCAUGGGUAUCGAAAUUCUGUCCUUCACCAUCAAGGAUGUUUACGAUGAUGUGCAGUACUUACAAUCACUAGGAAAGGCACAGACUGCAAGCGUCAAACGGGAUGCUGAUGCGGGUGUUGCUGAGGCAAACAGAGAUGCCGGCAUACGGGAGGCGGAAUGUGAAAAAAGCGCUAUGGACGUUAAGUAUUCAACGGAUACGAAAAUCGAAGACAACGCUCGAAUGUAUAAACUUCAGAAGGCGAAUUUCGAUCAGGAGAUCAAUACUGCGAAAGCAGAAUCACAACUCGCAUAUGAGCUCCAGGCGGCUAAAAUUCGACAAAGAAUUCGUAACGAAGAAAUUCAGAUCGAGAUCGUGGAACGUCGCAAACAGAUCGAAAUCGAAACGCAAGAAGUAACGCGAAAAGAGUGCGAACUGUCGGGUACCGUAAAACUCCCAGCUGAGGCCGAGAGCUACCGAGUUCAAAUGAUUGCCGAGGGUAAACGGACCCAAACGGUGGAAAACGCAAGAGCUGACGCUGAUCGGAUUAAGAAAAUUGGAGCCGCCGAAGCAUUGGCUAUCGAGAUGGUUGGCAAAGCAGAAGCAGAACGGAUGCGGAUGAAGGCUAACGUGUACAAGCAAUACGGAGAUGCUGCCAUUAUGAAUAUUGUUCUCGAAUCACUGCCAAAGAUCGCGGCUGAGGUUGCUGCACCGUUGGCGAAAACCGAAGAAAUAGUACUAAUUGGAGGCAACGAUAGUACAACAGCGGACGUAGCGCGCCUCGUCGGUCAACUUCCACCAGCAAUCAAUGCUCUAACGGGAGUAGACUUGUCCAAGGUCUUAGGUAAAUUACCCGGCGCAAAGGUAUAAUAAAUGAAACAACAAUUGCAAGAAAUGGCCGUUGAGCAACAGAAAUAUUCGGAAAUCGUUAGGUCGCUAGAAAAACCGACGAUUGAAGUUAUCAAAUUCUAACGAACAGUAUAUCUCAUAUACUGUGAUUUGAUGCAAUGGGAAGUCUAAUUACUUCGGUAGGUUUAAAUGAAAUCGGAUCGUGCUUCACCUUUCACAACCACGAAAUAUACUCCAAUCUACAAGUACAUUGACAUAUCCGUCAUGGAAUCAAUAAUAAUAACGAAAUAAAACCAAUCAGUAACGAUACACUGCAAGCUACAGAAUAACAACAUAGCAUUAGAUUUAGUCUCAACGGUUCAUUUGAAAAAAAAAAAACAUGCUGUAUCGCAAAGCUUACAUCUUUCAACCAUUAUUAAGCGGUAAGCGUUCAACAAAAAAACAACUAUAUGGAGUAUGAAAAAUGGGGUGUAUUAAAAAUUAUAAAAUCAAUUUAUUAAACUAACCUAUUCAUCGGCUUGUGUGUGAGUCGGACGAUCAGGAACAAAAAACUUGAAGGGUCCAGGAGUAGGUCUGUUUUAUUCUUUUUUUUUUCGUUUCUCUCAAGAACACUAACAUACAAUUAUUUUUUCGAAUUGCAUUUUACUAGUAAGUAACAGAAGUCUGCUUACGAGAAAAAGACGCAUUGGAGGAAAUUACUAUAUUUAAACCAGAUUUGUUUCUUCCUGCAACAGUGCAUAACAAAUCAUCAUCGAGCUUCAUUUCCAAACGUUCGAAUAGAAAGCGUUAUGAAAUAUGCGAAAAUAAGAUAGAUCAUGUUUUCUCUGCGGCUUGCAUAAUCGCAGCCGACAGAUUAAUGAUAGCGUACUUUUAGUCGUAAUUGACUCUAGUUAUACAAUUAUAAACCUUCAACAGAGGAUGAUCUAUUCAGCAAGCAAGCACGUAUUAAAUUUUUCACUCACUCAUUAUCAUCCCAGUUAUAUGAGUUUUUUUCCGGAAGCAUAAUCACCAGAGGCGAAUGAACUGCAAAGUUUAAAGCCUCUUAAAAACAAAGAAAGAAGAAGAAGCAUAAUCAGUUCGUUUUUAAACCAUAACAAACGCAUUAUAUACCCCCAAGCGCCAUUUUAUCGUGAGCAGUUGUAACAAAAAUCGACUCAAUACUUCAACAUUAAACGAAAUAUUACUGCCACUACGGUAAAAGCUUAAGAAGUGAAGACAAAAAAAUCGAUUACAAGUAUAUAAUUGUUAUGUUGUUGUAAAGUCUAUCUAUCGAGCACACAAACUAUACAUAUAUAUUACAUAAUUUGCAUUUGUUUCCUUCAUUUGUGUAUACAUUUGUUUCUUUUUCUCUGAUUUUUUGUUUGUAUAAAAUUUAACACAAUCCAAGAUAUUACCUUAGAUUGAAUGUUAAACUGUACCGACGACAUCGGUCGUGCACGCUAGAGCUUCAAACUUUUCGCAAACUACUAUCGUGUUCACCAAUGUGUUUCAUUUAUUAGUCAUAGCGUUGAGAAAAUAUUACAAUUUAUGUAUUUCCUAAAGACAUAAUAUAACAUUGUACAUCUAAAAUACUACUCUUCCUCUCCUUCCUGUGUUUGUUUUUCCCCGUUCUGUUUUUGUUUUAUCCAUACAGUGUUGGACAAAAUAUUUGCAACCAAUUGUGGUUAUAAAAAUGUUCUUUAGAGGGCUAAUUUGAGAAAAAUGUAUGCAUAUAUUCAGAACAUGUUUGUUUCAUCAUAAAAUUGAUUAAUCGUGUAAAAAUGCAUCUUUGUAUAUUGGUCAUUGAUGGGAUGCUCCCUGCCUGUCACUGUCGAAGAUUUGGAACUUCGACAGUGACAGGCAGGGAGCAUCCCAUCAAUCUGUCUGAAAUCUUAUCACGUGUCUUACCUGGUCGGCUGUUGGACUCUCACUCCGGAGCUGGUGUAAUCUCUCAACACACAUCAAUAUGUUCGCAGAUAAUCGGGGUUCUACUGUACUUUACAGUUCAUUCGCCUCUAACUCGUAGAAGUUGUAGACGAGAUAAUAUGUUCGAUGUUUCAUGUGAUAAAAAACCAUCUUUUAUCUGCCCACUUCGAGUAUUCGUGGGUGUUCUUUUGGCCAAUGGAUGCAUACUUCUUGGUUCGUAAAAUUCCAGUACUCUAAUAAAAAAACAAAGUUCAGUAGUUUUUUCUACUUAAAGCUUUUCAACAUGGCGGAAAUUAUAUGGGUUGUCGGUUUGUAUCGUCAGCAUAUAUACGAGGGUCGUUCAAAAAUUAAGUUUCAGUGCCUCAGAAAUCGCGGAAAAAUAAAGUUAGGACAAAAAACAAGGUGAUUUGCGUAAUCUACGUUUUAUUUUCUAUUUGUCUACAUAAUCGCCGUAACCUUCGAGGCAUUUUUUAUAGCGUGGCACGAGUUUUUCUAUUCCGAGCGCGAAGUGCGUAGCGUCCAACUUUUUGAAGUACGAUGUAACUGCAUCACGAAUUGCUUCAGUGUUAUCGAAUUGUUGACCGCCGAACGCGGAUAAUCGGGGUUCUACUGUAGUAGUAGUAGUCCUUCGAAUCCCGUUCGAGGGAUCGAGUAUAAUCAAUCAGAUAAGCAGGAGGCCGCCUCUCCCUAUUUAUAGAACAAAUGGCACCGGAUUUUACCCAUUUUUUCGCAUCAGCAUUCAUCCCAGGCAUCACAAACGCAUACGAAGAAUGCUUCUCAUCUUUGCUUCUAGUGGGUGUCCUACACCCACGUUCAGUACUUUUUCAUGAAUUGUUGAAGGAAUAACAGCACAUCCCUUAUUCGCUAGGACCCCAUCGGCAAAUACAAUAUCGUCUACUGACUUGAAUUUCGUUGAACUUUUCGGCCAAUUUUGUGUUUUCAUGGCACGGAUUACAUCUGUCGGAGUAUUGCCCUGCUCUGUGUAUCCAUGGAUUUCCCACUCUUUGAGGAAUUCACUGUUAAACGGUUUUAGGUGAUGAAUUCUUCAUUGAAUGCGUCAUCAUACCCUCAAUAAAUCCGCUACGAAAAGUCCGUUGUAUAGUAAUGUAGUCAAUGUCAUAUUCGUACAAGCUGAGACGUAGAGCCCAUCCAUCGGCUCUUGUCAAAUCCCGUUUCGACUCCUCACUCGACCUACUGAAAAUGAAAUCCAUUGAGCAUCUGUCCGCAAGAUAAAACGCAUGCCUAACAAAAAGUAGGAGAAAAGCUUCACUGCUGCCACUAUCCUCAAAGCAUCCCGCUGGUUCUGGGCAUACUUCUUCUCGAUUACCGUUGACAACUUUGACGCAAAACUUAUAAUCCGCAAAAUUCCAUAUUUAUCCUCCUGAACUAACACGGUGCCUAAUGCAUUAGGUGGAAAAUCUGUAUAUAAUACAGUUAAAAUUGUCUGCUUCCGAAAAGAAUCCCAGACAUAUAGUAGAACCAAUGAUGUGUUGUUUCAUGAUCUCGAAAGCGCUUUCCUACUCUUUGUUCCAACUCCAUUUCUGUUUGUUGUGGUACAUCACCUUAACGGUUCUCUCAACUCGUUGGGUCCCCUCACGCACACAGCGCAUUUCCCUUACACUUUGAUGACGCGGUCCUCUCAACACGCAUUGUGUACUCUUCUCACGUACUCAUUUUUCUAAGAUUCUGUUAUGCGGUCCUCUCAAAACGCAUUUACAUUAUACGAAACAAAUCAAUCUUCGCGAUCCUCUCAACGCGCUUUGUGGGCUAUUCUCAUUUUGUUGUGCGGUCCUCUCAACACGCAUUUACGUAGUUCAUCACAGAUCAAUCUUUUUUUGCGGUCCUCUCGACACGCAUUUAAAUUGUUCUACUUCUUAAUUGGCACUAACGUUCCUAGCGGAACUUCGCCGUCUCAAGGAAGUAUUACUUGAGUCAUUUUUUACUAGUACUUGGUUGAGAUUUCCAUGCCAAAUAACACGCCUUGAAUUCAUUCUGAGUGGCAAGCUCUAGAAUACGCGUGGCCACUGUGCAAGACGGAGGAACUUUCUUUGACGAAAAAUUCCGACCAGAACGGGGAUCGAACACAAACCCCCGGCAUGUUAGGUGUGACGCUAACCGCUAGGCACGGUAGCACAAUUUAAAUUUUUUAAGACGGUCCUUUCAACGCGAUACUAUUUCGCUUUUUUUUGUUUACAAAAGGCACAUCUCAACGUGUCAUUUUUCUUGAAUUCCGUCGUGUAAAAAUGUGGAGAUCACACAAUCAGGGAUUUUCUUUCUUCUAGUACAUCCAAUAUAUGUGGUCAAGUUAAAUGCUACAAAUAACUUGCAGCAAAACCUGUCACGGUCACCAAAUGUGCAACAUCUAACUCUAUUGGGAAACUGGGAAACACAUCGGCAUAUGCAGUAUAUAAUUCACGAUGACAUACAGUAACUGUGUCGUGUUCCUCUGGCUUUCACCUUCGCCGCAUUUCUUGAACAACUGCCAAAAUACCUAUGCGUGCUGAUUCGAAUAGAGUUUCAAUGUUUCAUGUAUCGAGAUCCUGUUUAUUGUCCCUUUCCGUUCUUCUAAGUUCACACCAAUAGUUAGAGAUGAUCAGAUUAUUUGCGUAGUUGUAAAAAUACCAUUUCUCAAUAAUAUUCGUUUUCAGCGAUCUAGUUUGCAUUGACUUUUUGCAGUAGAUUUUAAUUGGUCUGUGUUAAAUCAGACCGGACAUAUGACAUUUUUAUGAUUUCGAGAAAAACGAGCUUGCUAUAAGGGAUUUUCGUUGAGCAUUCAAAACAAUUUUGAUACGUUAUUCCUGCUGCAGAUUUUCUAAAUCUGAUAAAUAUGGUAUGUACCUCAUGAAAUGCUUAACCUAAUGCAAUAAGUAACUCCAAUGUUGCGAUUUUGUCCCCUCUGACUUAACACAGUUCUACUUUCUGUUCUGUUCAAUCGAUCUCCGAAAGGAGAAAAUGCUCGAAUCUUUCACAAGAUUUUUUUCACGCGCUAAAGAGUUUAAAGUUUUGAUUUGGUUUAGUCUUUAUGUUGUUCUAAAGAGAAAACAAACAACGAAAUCGUGAAAUUCCCGUCUGGUGUUAUUUUCGUUGGAGGAAAUCGCAAUUCCUGCUGCGUUCUGUGAAAAGAGAAAAUGGUGAAUCCCGUACCCCGAAGUUGCCCUUGUCUACUGCCCAAUUUGAUCAACCCUUCCCCAACAUCGAUUUAUCCGUUCUGAAUUUAUUUGUGAGUUUUUAGUGGUAUUUUUGUUCAAAUUCCACUUAAAUGAAGAUUAAUUACGCUUUCUAUAGUUAGCUCCCAUAGCCCAACAAAAUGGGUUGAACCAUUGACGAUCAGCCAUCCGAAAUUAUCAAUGGAUUUGUUCUUCGAACAGCUGGUCGUUAAUGAGUAAAUAUCCGUUGCAAAUGUUUUGUCCAAUACUGUAUCUACUAAUUGAACCCUCUAAUCUUAACACAUCUUCUCUCAGAGCCAAUUCGUUCUUCAUUUAUACAACAACGAUAGAAAUAUCUUCCUUUACAUUCUUAACUGUUUUAAAGCAAAUUGAAAAAAAGAAUGUUGAUAUUAAUAUAAAUAAAUCACACUGAUCCCUUCGAACCGUGCGGCUGGAUUUCAAAACAAAGCGGGAUGCGACAGCAAAAAAUAAAUAUACAUUUCGUUACUGCUUCGAGCGUUUUCGAUUGACAACUAGUGUACUAGCGAUUCGAACUACUUAUCGAAAAUGUUCUCUACUAUUCGCAUUGUAUAGCACAACUUUCUAAACCAUUGUAUCAUACCAGGUAGAGAGAAAAAAUUCACGUCAAUUUCCGCUGCGUUUAUUGCUUGUAGAACGAGUGGCAACGUUUUCGGAUUCCAAAAGCCAAAAAAUUAGUGUACACCGAAUGGAUUCCUCUGGGCUUGCUGUUAGCUUUGUAGGUUUAUGUAAUAGAAUAUAGCAUCCCAUAGUUCCAACAAAACGAGAGGACCACAUCUCUCGUUCCAUUGGUUGAGUCCAUGAGGUGAUUGCGCAAAAUGCUUGGAAUAGAUAACUUGCCACCGCGUUGUAACAUCCCCUACUCGAAACUGUCUCGAAACAUGUAGAAUGCUAGAUCAAUUCCACGAUAAGUCGAUUUCACAACCUGAAACAAGAAAAAUAACUAAGAGAAACAAACCUAGUUGAAGAUACAAAAAUGUAUAUUUUUAUACUCCUUAUAUAUAUUGAGAAGCUAGGUAAAACAAUAUACAAAACAAAGAUAUUGAAUCAUAUUUUGAAGUCGUGUAGCAUUAGAAAUUGUACUCUUACCGAAAUGAAAUCAGUGAUGAUGCGCUAUCUGAUUCCAGAAUGUAAGCAAACCAUAUAUAUUUUCGCGCUCCUCCCACACAGAAUUUUUCUUUUCGUAUCAUUAACAUUUUCAGUCUACCACUCUACGAAGAGCAUAAACAGAACGUUACUAUCUAUUUCUAACUCACGUAAAUUAACAGCUAACACCAACAUCAUUCGGUAUUACGCGAGUAAAUGGGAGCCGGGAUCUUGGAUUAGAACGAAAAAGUUAACCUUUUAUAACAGUGUAUUUAAACGCAGUGGUAAUCAAUUAUUUUUAGAAAUCGGUGUAAAAUCAUAUACUCCGAAAUAAUGUCCGAGCACAGCGAAGUUUUCCGAACGGUGUGUGGAUGUGUAUUUUGUUUAAAGUAAUUACCGUUGUAAUCUUGAACACUAAAUUCAUUGCGGGUUAGCAAAAUUGUUUCUAAACAAAACGACACAUGUAAUCGUUUAAGAAUAAGAUGCGGUGUUUAAUUUCCGAUUUAUCUAAAAACCGAAAGUUAAAGAAUGUAAUACGAAACAUUUAGUGAAUAUGUACCGAAACAUCUGUAUUUCUCUGAUAAUUUGAAUAAAGAUAUAUGUAAGCCAA
Molecule: messenger RNA, 13110 nt
Organism: Toxorhynchites rutilus septentrionalis
Lineage: Eukaryota; Metazoa; Arthropoda; Insecta; Diptera; Culicidae
Gene: Flo2
Product: flotillin-2
Exons: 5
Coding region: 5500-6345 (281 amino acids)
Biological process (GO): regulation of myoblast differentiation; protein localization to plasma membrane
Cellular component (GO): plasma membrane
Source: RefSeq, a predicted model, not a curated record